UAAUUUUUGAAAAGUUCACUUUUGAAUUCCUGUUUAUCGAGAGUCGCAUUUUAGUUUUACAAAAAUGAUUUGUAUGAAAGAAAUGCCAUAAAUCACGUUUUUGAUGAGUCGCACCCGCAAAUAAUUCCGUCUAAAAGCCAUAACCCCACUUUCCUAGAAACUUAACCUCACUUUUCUGAACCAAAACAACCUACAAAAAAAAACCUUUUUCUUAAUCAAUUUUUUAAAAAUGUUUUACGUGAUUGGUUUGGGCCUCGGGGACUGCAAAGACAUCACAGUUAGAGGCCUAGAAAUAGUGAAAAAAUGCGAUAGAGUGUAUCUGGAGGCGUACACGUCCGUUUUGACUUGCGGUACCGAAGCACUAGAAGAAUUCUAUGGUAGAAAACUAAUAGUGGCAGACAGAGAUUUAGUGGAGCAAGGAGCAGAUGACAUCCUAGAAGGCGCAAAACACUCUGAUAUCGCCCUAUUAGUAGUGGGAGAUCCCUUUGGGGCCACUACUCACACAGACCUAGUGCUUAGGGCCGAACAAAAGGGCAUUCCAGUUCAAGUGGUACAUAAUGCCUCAAUUUUAAAUGCAAUUGGUUGUUGCGGUUUGCAACUGUACAGCUUUGGGGAGACUGUAUCGAUACCAUAUUGGAUGGAUGGUUGGGAACCAGAUAGUUUUUACGAUAAAAUUGUUAAUAAUUUUAAGAAUCAAAUGCAUACCCUUUGUUUGUUAGAUAUAAAGGUGAAGGAGCCUUCACUAGAGAGUUUAGUAAAAAAGAAAAAAGAAUAUAUGCCACCUAAGUUCAUGACUGUGAGUGAAGCUGCACGGCAAUUGCUGCAAAUUAUUAAAAGAAGGACAGGAGGAGACACCUUAGAUGUAACCGAGAGUAAUUUAUGUAUUGGGGUAGCACGAGUAGGCUCAGAAACCCAGAAGAUUACGGCGUGUUCUCUAAAAGAAAUGGCUGAAGUUGAUUUGGGGGGGCCCUUACAUUCCCUAAUCAUCGUAGGGCCCCAUUUACAUCCCUUAGAGGAGGAAUAUAUUGAGAAGUUUAAACUGUAAAAAAUAAUUGUUUUAUUUGUGUAUAAAGGAUUUUACUGUAUUAGGUGAUCA
Molecule: messenger RNA, 1096 nt
Organism: Anthonomus grandis grandis
Lineage: Eukaryota; Metazoa; Arthropoda; Insecta; Coleoptera; Curculionidae
Gene: Dph5
Product: diphthine methyl ester synthase
Exons: 4
Coding region: 230-1045 (271 amino acids)
Biological process (GO): protein histidyl modification to diphthamide
Molecular function (GO): diphthine synthase activity
Source: RefSeq, a predicted model, not a curated record